Messenger RNA from Aedes aegypti (yellow fever mosquito), 2282 nucleotides. RefSeq names its product methyl farnesoate epoxidase. Gene Ontology annotation, molecular function: heme binding; iron ion binding; oxidoreductase activity, acting on paired donors, with incorporation or reduction of molecular oxygen, reduced flavin or flavoprotein as one donor, and incorporation of one atom of oxygen. The transcript is spliced from 5 exons. The record is from RefSeq and is a predicted model, not a curated record. The coding region runs from base 736 to 2226 and encodes 496 amino acids. Lineage: Eukaryota; Metazoa; Arthropoda; Insecta; Diptera; Culicidae. Gene Ontology annotation, biological process: xenobiotic metabolic process. Gene Ontology annotation, cellular component: cytoplasm; intracellular membrane-bounded organelle.
CACAUUCACAAGAAUCAAAAUAUUCAGAUACGACAAUCUCUAAACAGAUUUCAGAGGAUCACGCCUUUGGAACAGACUUGCUGCAGACACCAUCCUUCUUUCAAGCUGAUCAAGAUCUUUAAUUUUGUUGUUGCUGAAACCCUCGAAAUCAUCCUACAUAGAAUUUGCGAAGUCGAAGUCCAUUCAGGAUUGCUGCUGCUUAUGUAUGAUUGAAAUACAUACCAAAAUUGUCUAGAAGUGAAACGUUUACUCCAAGUAAUAUUAGUGUCAAGCUUACAAUUUACUAUGCUGACAUAAUUUUCACACUCAAACUGACCAGUCAUAUUUUCCUAAAAUAACAAGUAGAUCGGAAAUAGCCAUUCUGAAUCUGCAACUGAUUCCAAACAAGAGAUAGCACUUCUAUUUUUGUUCUAUUUCUCGAACGAGAAUAGAUCCAGACUUCAAGAACACUGGAAAGGCUACGAAAGAAAAGAGUUCGGUUUGAGAAAUGCAUUAGAACAACUUUGUGGCUGCUGCUGAUGGUGAUUAGCAUAAGAAAAAGAACAGUUCAGAUUUCACGAUGACCCUUUCUGGCUCCCAUCCCGAACGUUGUCAAUGGGCCAACGGAUUGGAGAUGGGGGCCACUGUCCAUAUAAUCGAUUGAUCGAGAUGGUCUCGGCCCAGUCGGAUGUGGCAACUUCUUUGGAAAGCAACGGUCAGCAGUGAAGAGUGGUGUGUCCAAAAAGUGUAGUGAAAAUGUGGCAGAAUUUAGUGGUACUCAUAAUAUUUGUGAUCUUGUUUUGUUUACGAGACAUGCGCAAACCCGGCUACUUUCCACCAGGGCCCAACUGGUUCCCGCUUAUCGGCAGCGGAUUCGAAGUGCUGAGACUGGUGAAGCACUUCAAAUUCUAUCAUCUUAUGUGGGCCGAAUUGAUGCGCCGCUACGGACCAAUCGUGGGCCUUCGUCUAGGUCGGGAUAGAGUCGUAAUUGUGUCCGGGCUGGACGCCAUCCGAGAGGUGUACUCCAAAGAUCAGUUCGAUGGUCGUCCGGACGGGUUCUUCUUUCGGAUUCGUUCCUUCGAUAAGCGGCUCGGAGUGGUGUUCACCGAUGGAGCCCAUUGGGACAUUCAAAGGCGAUUCUCGGUGAGAACGCUGAAAGCGCUUGGCAUGGGCCGGACCGGGAUGGUGAACAGCUUAGAAAGGGAAGCCGAAGAGAUGAUCCAUCAUUUGAGGAAACUCUCGAGAACGCAGAAAGUGAUUAGUAUGCACAAUGCGUUCGAUGUUUCGGUGCUGAAUUCCAUAUGGACGUUGAUCGCUGGAAAGAGGUUCGAUCUGGACGAUAAAAAGCUCGAAUGGAUUAUGGAGACGAUUCACAAGAGCUUUCGGGUCAUUGACAUGUCUGGAGGAGUUCUCAAUCAGUUUCCACCCAUUCGGUAUGUGCUGCCGGAUAAGUCUGGAUUUGCACCGCUGCUCAACUUAUUGCGCCCUCUUUGGACAUUUUUGCAAGGCACAAUAAAAUCCAUCAGAUCGAAACUCGACCAGCCAGAUAAUCCAGACUGUUUCAUUGCGUCCUACUUGCGAGAGCUGAAUAUCGCCGAAAGACACUCUUCGUUCACGAAUGAACAACUCCUCUGCCUGUGUUUGGAUCUGUUCCAAGCAGGAUCGGAAACAACUAGUAACACUUUGGGCUACGGAAUUGCCCACAUGUUGCACCACCCGGAAAUAGUCCAGAAAAUACAUAACGAACUGGACAGCGUCAUAGGUCGUUAUCGAUUACCGCUGCUUGCAGAUCGACCCUAUCUUCCCUACACCGAAGCAGUCCUGUGUGAGAUUCAACGGAUUUCCAACAUUGCUCCCCUGGCUAUUGCCCAUCGAACUGUAGCUCCCGUGCAGCUUGGCACUUAUGUAAUUCCGAAGAAUACCAUUACGUUGAUUUCUCUCUACUCGCUACACAUGGAUAAGGCUUAUUGGGGAGAUCCGGAAGUUUUCCGUCCGGAGCGAUUCCUCAACGAAACGGGGGAUAAAUUGAUCGCUCAUGAAUACUUUGUUCCGUUCGGAUCUGGUAAACGAAGAUGCCUUGGUGAAUCGCUUGCGAAAUCAAGCUUGUUCUUAUUUUUCACUGCUUUUAUGCAUGCCUUCUUAGUUGAACCUGCCGAGCCUGGAAAAUUGCCCGAAUUGGAUGGAAUUGAUGGCAUUACUUUAUCGCCAUGCCCUUAUUUUGUCCAGCUAAAGGAACGUUUAAUUUAAGAUUAGUGCUUUAUGUCUUAUUUAACAAUUAAUUAAUAAAGCUGCAACACUCCACA